GACAUAUGAGACGCAUAAUAUACAUUUAGACAUGUCUGCUCUGUGAUAUCGCGUCUUUUGGCGGGCAUAAUUUUUUGGCGGUAUAAGAAAAUUCAUAUUUCUGUGGUAAAUAAUUCUUUCACUUGUACAAAAUGGCUGAUAAGGAUGGAGAAACCUUUGAUGAUGCAGUAGAAGAACGAGUAAUAAAUGAAGAAUAUAAAAUAUGGAAGAAAAACACACCUUUUUUGUAUGAUUUGGUGAUGACCCAUGCUCUGGAAUGGCCUUCUUUGACAGCACAAUGGCUACCUGAUGUUACAAGACCUGAGGGAAAAGACUAUUCAGUUCAUCGUUUGAUAUUAGGUACUCAUACUUCUGAUGAACAGAAUCAUCUUCUGAUUGCAAGUGUACAAUUGCCUAACGAAGAUGCACAGUUUGACGCAUCUCAUUAUGAUAAUGAGAAGGGUGAAUUUGGAGGCUUUGGUUCAGUUAGUGGAAAAAUUGAAAUUGAGAUAAAAAUCAAUCAUGAAGGUGAAGUUAAUAGGGCUAGAUAUAUGCCCCAAAAUCCAUGUGUAAUUGCCACCAAGACUCCAUCCAGUGAUGUUCUAGUAUUUGAUUAUACUAAACAUCCUAGUAAACCUGAUCCUAAUGGUGAAUGCCAUCCAGAUCUCAGAUUGCGAGGUCAUCAAAAAGAAGGCUAUGGUCUUUCUUGGAAUCCUAAUUUAAAUGGCUAUUUGCUUAGUGCUUCUGACGACCACACGAUUUGUUUAUGGGAUAUAAACGCUACACCAAAAGAAAAUCGUGUAAUAGAUGCUAAAACAAUCUUCACAGGUCAUACUGCUGUUGUUGAAGAUGUUGCUUGGCAUCUACUUCAUGAGUCAUUAUUUGGAUCCGUAGCAGAUGAUCAAAAAUUAAUGAUAUGGGAUACAAGAUGUAACAACACGAGCAAGCCGAGUCACACUGUUGACGCUCAUACAGCAGAGGUCAAUUGUUUAAGUUUCAAUCCUUAUUCUGAAUUUAUUCUCGCUACUGGUAGCGCAGACAAAACUGUUGCACUUUGGGACUUGAGGAAUUUAAAACUUAAACUACAUUCCUUCGAAUCGCACAAAGACGAGAUUUUCCAAGUCCAAUGGUCUCCACAUAAUGAAACUAUUCUUGCAAGUAGUGGUACAGAUAGACGUUUACAUGUGUGGGAUCUUAGCAAAAUUGGAGAGGAGCAAUCAAGUGAAGAUGCUGAAGAUGGCCCUCCUGAACUUUUGUUUAUUCAUGGAGGACAUACAGCGAAAAUCAGUGAUUUUUCGUGGAAUCCAAAUGAACCAUGGGUCAUAUGCUCUGUAUCAGAGGAUAACAUUAUGCAAGUAUGGCAAAUGGCUGAAAAUAUUUAUAAUGACGAAGAGCCAGAUACUCCUGCAAGCGAGCUGGAAACUGGAGCUUCAUAAUUGGUAAAUAAUUGUCGAGUUUUAUUAUAAAAUUUAUUACUUCAACAGGUAAAAAGUUUUUAUGUCAA
Molecule: messenger RNA, 1483 nt
Organism: Chelonus insularis
Lineage: Eukaryota; Metazoa; Arthropoda; Insecta; Hymenoptera; Braconidae
Gene: Caf1-55
Product: chromatin assembly factor 1 p55 subunit
Exons: 5
Coding region: 132-1415 (427 amino acids)
Biological process (GO): chromatin remodeling; regulation of DNA-templated transcription
Cellular component (GO): ESC/E(Z) complex; nucleus; NuRD complex
Molecular function (GO): nucleosome binding; histone binding
Source: RefSeq, a predicted model, not a curated record